CAAAAGUUUCACAAGAAAACUACUACAACAUAAGCUUCCAAGACAUUCAAAAGUUAGAAAGUGAGAAUGGCUUCCAUUUUUCCAUUCUUUCUCUUGUUCUCUUCUCUCACCCUUCUCUCCAUUGCUGGUGCUCAGGAAAGAGCUCCCCAUGGACUAGCCAAAGAGAACCCAAUGGCAUUUUCGCCAACAGCGUAUGAUUUUUUUCAUCCAAACUCAAAAAACCCAGUUGCUAAAGACCCUUGUGUUGCUUCCAAAUGUUCGCCAUUGCCUAUUGCAGCCCAUGUCGAAGCAACUGAAGGUCAUGAGAGCAGAUUUUCUGGCUCACAGAAUGGCAAGACAAGGGUUGGAGCUGGUGGCAUUGCAGGCAUUGUGUUCGGUUUAGGAUUUGUGGUGUUUCUGGCGAUGGGCGUUUACUAUGUGAUUGUCGCACGCAGAACAAAAAUGACUCGGGCUAAUACUGUUAAACCUGAUGUAUGAGGUUUCAUAACUUGGACAAGCCAUCUACUGUUGCCCUUUCAUCUUUGUUUUAUUGUAGUAAAACCAGAUUAUGUAGUGUGCAUCUAUAAUUCAUUACGUAGUUGCAUGGUAUUUAUGAGUAUUACCUAUGAUUUACAAUCAAAUUUGCUCAUCUUUAGUAUGUGUAGUAAUAACAAUAAGGCUAAAUAGAUGGUAGCAAGUGGAACAGUAGAUGGGCUGCGUUCGACAUGUAUUCAGGGAAAGACUGGAGAGGAUAGAAAACAAACUCUUAUGGUGAAUGUCAAGUGUUUUACUACUUGAGCUAGAAGCCCCAGACAGUUUUGCUCUUUUGAAAAGUACCAAUGGCACUCUUUCGUGAAUGAAAAACAACAGUAAUGUAAACAAAGAGGAUAAAGCUGAGUUGCAAUCAAGUCCCAUUUGAGGCAUUCAUAACAGUAAGCAGACAAUUACAUCUUCAGUUAUGGAGUGACCUCCAAUGGUGAUGGAUAUGUUUGCCAGUUUGAGCUGAAA
Molecule: messenger RNA, 987 nt
Organism: Rosa rugosa (rugosa rose)
Lineage: Eukaryota; Viridiplantae; Streptophyta; Magnoliopsida; Rosales; Rosaceae
Exons: 1
Coding region: 67-477 (136 amino acids)
Source: RefSeq, a predicted model, not a curated record